GAGACCACUCCUGUCAUUUUAGGAGUGUUGUGUCACGAGAGCCAUUGCCGUUCCAAAUUCCACCUCCUCAGUCCUCCCUGCCAGCUUCCAGCUCGGACCAAUUUCUCCUCUUCAUCUUCUCUCCGAUCGGAUAAGGUUGAUACUGGAAGAUCCAAUCCCCAUUAGGGUUGCUGCAAGUGCCUGAGUUGUUCCAGAUCCAGCUCAAAGUUUCCACCUUGCUGUUGCGCUGUGGCUAUCAUCGAAGAGUUGAAUCUUUUACCAUAGAGUUUGUGUUUGUUUCGAAUAUCUAGGGUUUGGGCUUCCGAACGAGUGCCUAGAUGAAGGAUUCCCACUCACCUCUCCUAUCGUUCCUCCCUAAGCUCGCCUCCUCUCCGGAAGGCAUCAAAUUCGACGGCCACGGGCACCUUGGUUUUCCCGGACUGGGGGCUUCCGGCUUGAAGAAGAGAGGCCAGAGCAACCGCUCAUGGAUCGAGAUCGACAGCACUGGAAGCAUGCGUGUGGUUGCGCUUGAUAAGACCGCUUUGAUGAAGAGGUGCGGCUUGCCGUCCCGGGAUCUGCGUCUUCUGGAUCCGGUGUUUGUUUACCCUUCCACCAUUCUCGGCCGCGGGAGCGCCAUCGUCGUCAGCCUUGAGCAAGUCCGGUGCAUAAUAAUGGCGGAUGUUGUGUUGCUCGUCAGGUCUGCUGAUAACUCUUCGAUGCAGUAUGAAACAGAACUGUGUCAGCGGCUGCGUAUGAUGAAUGAUCAAAAUGAUGACCUUCCGUUUGAGUUCAAGGCUCUAGAACUUGCUCUAGAAAUGGCAUGCACUUUACUUGAUAGUCAGGUAACUGAUUUGGAAAUUGAGGUUUAUCCUGUGCUGGAGGAACUAGCAUCAUCCGUUAGCACUGCUAACCUUGAGCAUGUCAGAAGACUAAAAAGUCAGCUUCUAGCAUUAACUCAUAGGGUUCAGAAGAUGCAUGACGAAAUAGAACAGCUCAUGGAUGACGAUGGGGACAUGGCUGAGAUGUACUUAACUGAGAAGAAGGAGAGAAUGGAAUCUUAUUUAUCUAAUGAAGCAUACAUUAACAACACACAAACUGGUGAUUGGGUCUCACAUUCUGCACCUGCCUCACCCACCUGUUCUAGUAGUGGUCUACCAGAGAAAGGCUCAAGCAAUUUGAGCUUCAGCAAGCAUGAGAGCUCAAGAGAAUCCUCUACUAAGGGAAGACAAGUUGAAGUACUAGAGAUGUUACUUGAAGCAUAUUUUGUAGUCAUUGACAGUACUCUAAGCAAAUUAUUAUCUCUUAAAGAGUACAUCGAUGACACAGAAGACUUCAUAAAUAUCAAGCUGGACAAUGUUCGGAACCAGCUCAUCCAGUUCGAGUUGCUUCUUGCAGCCGCGACAUUUGUGGUGGCCAUGUUCGCCGUUGUUACCGGAGUCUUUGGUAUGAACUUUGAGGACUCUGUGUUUGACACUGCAUCCACUUUCAAUUGGGUGGUGGUUUUAUCAAGCAUAUUAUGUAUAGUGGUAUAUUCCUUCAUUUUAUUAUACUUCAAGCACAAAAAAUUGCUUCCGGUAUGAAAUGUUCUCCUCGUUGCAGUCGUCUUAUAUUCAUUGAUUAUUCUUGUGCAGAUUCAAACAAACAGUUAUGUUGUAGUUUUUGCAUCAGGUUCUUAUGAACAAUUCAUAUUGUUUAUAUUCA
Molecule: messenger RNA, 1680 nt
Organism: Zingiber officinale
Lineage: Eukaryota; Viridiplantae; Streptophyta; Magnoliopsida; Zingiberales; Zingiberaceae
Product: magnesium transporter MRS2-5-like
Exons: 7
Coding region: 318-1559 (413 amino acids)
Biological process (GO): magnesium ion transport
Molecular function (GO): magnesium ion transmembrane transporter activity
Source: RefSeq, a predicted model, not a curated record